GCGCCGCCGGGCCGGGCCCGCCCGCGCAGCCCCGGAGCUCCGCCCCGCGCAGGCGCCGCUGGCCGCGGCCAUGGCGGAGAAGGUGCAGAAGAGCGUGAAGAUCGCGCCGGGCGCCGUGGUGUGCGUGGAGAGCGAGAUCCGCGGGGACGUGACCAUCGGGCCCAGGACCGUGAUCCAUCCCAAGGCCCGCAUCAUCGCCGAGGCGGGGCCGAUCGUCAUCGGAGAAGGGAACCUCAUCGAGGAGCAGGCGCUCAUCAUCAACGGGUAUCCAGAAAACAUAACCCCAGAGAGCGAAGAUGUGGAGCCCAAGCCCAUGGUCAUCGGCACCAACAAUGUUUUUGAGGUCGGCUGCUAUUCCCAAGCGAUGAAGGUGGGAGACAACAACGUCAUUGAAUCCAAAGCGUUUGUUGGCAGGAAUGUGAUCCUGACCAGCGGCUGCAUCAUCGGGGCCUGCUGCAACGUCAACACCUACGAGGUGAUCCCAGAAAACACCGUCAUCUACGGGGCCGACUGCCUGCGGCGCGUGCAGACCGAGCGGCCACAGCCCCAGACGCUGCAGCUGGAUUUCCUGAUGAAGAUCCUGCCCAACUACCACCACCUAAAGAAGACCAUGAAGGCCUCGUCCACCCCUGUCAAGAGCUGAGCACUCACCUCAUGCUUCCAGUGCCUGGCCGGGUGUCUGGUCCUGGGAAGCCCGACACACUCCGGGAAGCGUCCGGUCUCCACAUCCCUCAUUCCAUCAAACGAUUUCUUGCUUGUUUGUGUAAUUUAUUUAUCUUCCACCGGGAAUCUCGGACCUGCUUUGAGUCUGUUGUCUCUCACGCAUUAACUCUGUUUUUCGUGCUUUCUUUUGGGAAUAAAGUGUCCCGUUCUGCUGUC
Prinia subflava (tawny-flanked prinia) is the source of this 879-nucleotide messenger RNA. It is a transcript of the gene DCTN6, whose product is annotated as dynactin subunit 6. The coding region runs from base 71 to 643 and encodes 190 amino acids. Gene Ontology annotation, molecular function: dynein complex binding. Lineage: Eukaryota; Metazoa; Chordata; Aves; Passeriformes; Cisticolidae. The record is from RefSeq and is a predicted model, not a curated record. The transcript has 7 exons. Gene Ontology annotation, biological process: mitotic spindle organization. Gene Ontology annotation, cellular component: dynactin complex.